CCCCUCCGGUCCUGUCUCCAGCGGGAGCGCGAGACGCUGGUCAGGCUCCGCGGCGCAGCUCGAAAAUGAAUAAUCGCCCCCAAUUGACUUAAAUUCCACCGAAGCCGGCGCCGCGGCUGCCCGCUGCCUGGGAUCUGCUUGCGUUCUCCAUUCUUCCUUUAAAAAAAAAAAAAAAAAAAAAAAGAGCAAAACAAAACCAGCCAGCCAGCCAACCAAGACUCCGGUUUGUUGAUCGCCUUUUUUUUUUUUUUUUUUUCACCGUUUGCGGGAUUUGCAAACCGAGUUACAUGCAUGUCCAGUGGGGGUAGGUUUAAUUUUGACGAUGGAGGGUCCUACUGUGGAGGCUGGGAGGACGGCAAGGCGCACGGCCAUGGCGUCUGCACCGGCCCCAAGGGCCAAGGCGAAUACACCGGCUCGUGGAGCCACGGCUUCGAGGUACUGGGCGUCUACACCUGGCCCAGCGGCAACACGUACCAGGGCACUUGGGCGCAGGGCAAGCGCCACGGCAUCGGCCUGGAGAGCAAGGGGAAGUGGGUGUACAAGGGCGAGUGGACGCACGGAUUUAAGGGGCGCUACGGGGUGCGGGAGUGCACGGGCAACGGGGCCAAGUACGAAGGGACCUGGAGCAACGGGCUGCAGGACGGCUACGGCACGGAGACCUACUCGGAUGGAGGCACCUACCAGGGCCAGUGGGUCGGCGGCAUGCGCCAGGGCUACGGCGUUCGGCAGAGUGUCCCCUACGGCAUGGCGGCGGUUAUCCGCUCGCCCCUGAGGACCUCCAUCAACUCCCUGCGCAGCGAGCACACCAACGGCGCUGCGCUGCACCCUGACGCCGCCCCGGCCGUGGCGGGCAGCCCGGCGGUGUCGCGGGGGGGCUUCGUGCUUGUGGCGCACAGCGACUCCGAGAUCCUCAAGAGCAAGAAGAAGGGGCUGUUCCGGCGCUCGCUGCUGAGCGGGCUGAAGCUGCGCAAGUCCGAGUCCAAGAGCAGCCUGGCGAGCCAGCGCAGCAAGCAGAGCUCCUUCCGCAGCGAGGCGGGCAUGAGCACGGUCAGCUCCACGGCCAGCGACAUCCACUCCACCAUCAGCCUGGGCGAGGGCGAGGCCGAGCUGUCCGUCAUCGAGGACGACAUCGACGCCACCACCACCGAGACCUACGUGGGAGAGUGGAAGAGUGACAAGCGCUCGGGCUUCGGCGUCAGCCAGCGCUCCGACGGGCUCAAGUACGAGGGGGAGUGGGCCGGCAACCGGCGGCACGGCUACGGCUGCAUGACCUUCCCCGACGGCACCAAGGAGGAGGGCAAGUACAAGCAGAACAUCCUCGUGAGCGGCAAGCGCAAGAACCUCAUCCCGCUGCGCGCCAGCAAGAUCCGCGAGAAGGUGGACCGGGCCGUGGAGGCGGCCGAGCGGGCGGCCACCAUCGCCAAGCAGAAGGCGGAGAUCGCGGCCUCCAGGACCUCCCACUCCCGGGCCAAGGCUGAGGCAGCCCUCACGGCGGCGCAGAAGGCCCAGGAGGAGGCACGCAUCGCCAGGAUCACUGCCAGAGAGUUCUCCCCUUCCUUCCAGCACCGGGAAAACGGGCUCGAGUACCAGCGGCCGAAGCAUCAGCUCUCCAGCGACGACAUGGAGGUGACCUCCACCGGGACACCCCUGCAGCAGGAGAGCCCUGAGCUGUACCGCAAGGGCACCACCCCCUCGGACCUGACCCCCGACGACAGCCCCCUGCAGAGCUUCCCCGCCAGCCCCACGGCCACCCCACCACCGGCCCCCGCCGUGCGGAACAAGGUGGCCCACUUCUCCCGGCAGGUCUCGGUGGACGAGGAGCGAGGCGGGGACAUCCAGAUGCUCCUGGAGGGCCGGGGCGGGGACUGCACCCGCAACAGCUGGGGCGAGGAGAAGGCCGGGAGCUCCAGGGGCGUCCGCAGCAGCGCCCUCCGCAGCGGUCCGCCCGGCGAUGACUUCCGCACCCGGGGCUCGGGCCCCAAGCAGCCCGGCAACCCCAAGCCCCGGGAGCGGCGGACGGAGUCCCCCCCCUCGUUCUCCUGGACUUCCCACCACAGGGUGGGCAACCCGGGCCCCGGGGGCACCAAGCUGCUGGAGCUGGACGAGGAGAAGCUGAGCAACUACGAGAUGGAGAUGAAGCCCCUGCUGAGGAUGGACUCAUACGCGCAGGAGGCGCACCCCCCGAAGCGACGCUACAGCAAGGGGGGCGCCGGCCGGGGCCCGGGCCCGGGGGAGGACCACCGCGCCGAGGACCGGGGCUUCGGGGCCCAGAGACUGCGGUCCAAGCCCCAGAACAAGGAGCACGCCAGGCCGGCCUUGUGCGGGGAGCCCGCGGUGCAGCGGCUGGGCAGCCUGCGGCGGGGGGACGGGGCCGAGCCCCGGCUGCUGCGCUGGGACUUGACCUUCUCGCCGCCCCAGAGGUCCUCGCCCGCGGCGCUGGAGUCCGACGAGGAGAACGGGGACGAGCUCAAGGCCAGCACGGGCUCCGCGCCUAUCCUGGUCGCCAUGGUGAUCCUGCUCAACAUCGGAGUCGCCAUCCUGUUCAUUAACUUCUUCAUCUGACGGGACUGCCGCGUGAGCAGCACGCCGGUGUACAGGGACGCUCGAAGCAGGAGGACGCAGCCACGCCCGAGGCUCGGACGGCCCGACGACGACGACUCCGGGUCUUUCCACAGGACCACACGGAGGGGUGUUACUCACAGUUUGCCUUUUUUUCUGGGUCAUGUUUUCGGAUUUUAGCCAGAACUCUCUGCUUGGGUAACGCUCUGCUGUGUGGCACGGCAGGAGGAGGCCCGCACGCCGACCCUCCAGCUUGCCGCGGAGAGAAAAGGAUCCCAGCAAACCACCGGCACCAAGUCCUCACGGUGGUCAGCGUCCCCCCCCCCCCCCCGGGACGUGGAUGAGGAGGAGCCGGGGCAGAGCCCUGGGGGUCCCCGCUGCGCCAGGCGCAGGCGCGGCCUUUCCUCGGCUCCGGAGGCGCGGUGCCAGGCCCGGGUGAGGCGGGAGGGCCCCCUCCCCAGCUGGCCGCGGCCUGGGCCCUCUUCUGUCCCUGUCUGUGCUGUGUCCCUCGGGAAGCAGAGCCCUGCUGUCUCUCCUCCCGGGACGGGGUCACAGCCCUGCCCUCUCACUGCCCCACAGCUUUCCUCACUGAGUCCUAAAGUCAGGUCCUCACUGUCCCCACUGUCUCCCCCUCCCCUCAGACCCCCGGGGGCCCCGGGAGCGCCCUCACCUGCACAGGCUGGUGAGGGGCUGGGCCCCAGCACGUGGCCUCCUGCACGUAGGAUGCAGGAGGCGCCCAGGCUCCCGUGACCCUGUCGGACGCCUGAGGCAGCAGUGGCCCCUGUGACGUCCCCUUCUGUCACUGAGCCAUGGGUUUGCACUCUUUCGUCCUGUGCCUGCCUCGACCUCCGACUCCUCCCAGAGGCCUCAUCCAUUCAGACUCCGGAGCUGGCCUGGUCCCAGGACAGGCAUGCGGUGGAGACCCGGUGGCUUGAAAACUCCCGAGCAGUCACGACACGCCCCUCUCCCCCCAGAUAUGCAACGUACCUAGGUUCAGUCGGCAGAACCAGGCUUCCGGGGUCUGUGCUCUGCUGGCGCGGUUCCGCCCACCAGACGAAAGACGAGGUCCUCGACGGUGGGGCGGCCAGGGUCCCGGCGCGUGGCUGGGCAGCAGCGCACGGGCCGCACGCAGGCCUGGGACGGUCCUGGCCGCCACCGGGGACUCUGCCUUGCUUUGCUUCCGUUCAGCUGUCUCUCUGCUGCCUUUCAAGCAGCCUUCUUUACUACACUGCACUGGAUUGCUAUAUUUUUAACCAGAAAUAAACGAAAGAUUAGAGCAUG
Messenger RNA from Phacochoerus africanus (Common warthog), 3840 nucleotides. It is a transcript of the gene JPH3, whose product is annotated as junctophilin 3. Gene Ontology annotation, biological process: regulation of synaptic plasticity. The record is from RefSeq and is a predicted model, not a curated record. The coding region runs from base 292 to 2562 and encodes 756 amino acids. Gene Ontology annotation, cellular component: plasma membrane; endoplasmic reticulum membrane; junctional membrane complex. The transcript is spliced from 5 exons. NCBI's taxonomy places the organism in Eukaryota, Metazoa, Chordata, Mammalia, Artiodactyla, Suidae.